AAAAAUAAAAAUAAAAAAAUAAAAAUAAAAAUAAAAAAAUAUAUAAAAAAGGCGUACAAACUUUUAUACGUUCGCAAAACUCGAGGCGAAAUGCUAAACGCGUAAAAAUUAAAUCCACCAAAUUGUUUUUUUUUCACGCAUUUUUUGCAAAAAACAUCUUCCCAUUGUGCCAGCAUUCGAUUAUGCCAUCAGUCGAUUAUGCGAUUGUUCCAUCGUGUUGCCACUCCAUCGUUUUAUCGUUUUAUCGUUUCACCGCUUCACCGUUCCAUUUCUCCAUCGCUUAGGCGAUAUUUCUGUCACUUCCCGCAGUUUUUUAUUUUCCCAUUUUCGCGCGGCAACGUAUGAUUGUCGUGCGGCACUGCGGAAAUAAAAAGCGCGCAGCGAAGCGAAGCAAGGAAGGAAGGAAGAAGCUAACAAAAAGCGAACGAACAAACGAACGAACAAACCAACUGCCUACGUUCGAAACAAUUAAAACGUAGAGGUCACUCCCUUGCGUAUGCAUUUGCGUAGCCAUUCGCACGUGAACAAAUUUUAUACGCACGAAAAAAAACAAAAAAAAAAAAAAAAAAAAAAAAAAAUACAAGGUUUUUGCGGCAUGCCCAAAUAAGGAAAAAUCCUUAUCGCGAAAACGAAUCAGCGGAAACAAGCAAAUGAGCAGUUCUCUCCUUCCAAACAAGAAAGGGAAAAAAAAUUCGCGCGUUUUCUCAUCGUACGGGUAGUCAUCACGCUCCAUAGUUUGUACAUUUGAACAUCAAUUUGUUUGCGGUCUGUGGAUCCUUUUUUUUGUUUUUUUGCCCCCCUUUUGUGCUACCUUGAGAGAGGCUCCGCUAUCUGGGUUGCCGGAAGUCUUCCACUUUUUGUCACUGGGCAGGUGUUCGCACACGGGCGCGUUGGAGCGGCCCCGAGCAGCGUCUAGCAUCGUUUAGCAGCGAUAAGCAGCGAUUCGCACCGCCUAGCAGCUAUUAGCAGCGAUUAGCACCGCUCGCCUCGCCUCACCUCCACUCAGCAAAAUGAGCCACCUGAAAAUAAAGCGCGGGAACUUCCUGUUCACGUCCGAGUCGGUGAACGAGGGGCACCCGGACAAAGUCUGCGACCAAAUUUCGGACGCCAUUUUGGACGCCUGCCUGCGGGAGGACCCAGAGAGCAAAGUGGCCUGCGAAGUGUGCGCGAAGAAAAACUUCAUUUUCAUCCUCGGAGAAAUAACAACCAAAGCAAAAGUGGACUACGACAAGGUGGCAAGAGACGUUUUAAAGCACAUAGGAUAUGAUGAUGAGAGCAAAGGGCUGGACUACAAAACGGCAGACAUCAAAAUAUAUAUUGAUGAGCAGUCCCCAGAUAUUGCCCAAUGUGUGCACGAAAAUAAGAAGCCAGAAUUGAUAGGUGCUGGUGAUCAGGGGAUUAUGUUUGGCUAUGCCACUGAUGAAGCUGAGAAUUAUAUGCCACUGACUCAUCACUACGCCACCUUACUAGGAAAACGAUUAACAGAAGUGAGGAAGUUAGGUAUCCUUCCCUAUUUAGGACCAGAUGGAAAGACCCAAAUAACUAUAGAGUAUAAAAAUAAAGGAAGCUUCGGUGGACAUAUGGAACCCCUACGUGUACAUACCAUUUUGAUUUCCACACAGCAUGCAGAAAAUGUAAAAUAUGAGCAGCUGAAAAGUGACUUGAUAGAGAACGUAGUGAAAUACGUCAUCCCGGAAAAGCUACUUGAUGAGGAUACGCUGUACUAUUUAAACCCUUCGGGAAAAUUUGUACUUGGAGGGCCGGCAGCAGAUGCGGGGUUAACGGGAAGGAAAAUUAUUUGUGACACGUAUGGAGGGUGGGGUGCUCAUGGCGGAGGUGCCUUCUCCGGAAAGGACCCAUCGAAAGUAGAUCGCUCAGCUGCGUACUACUUACGUUACAUAGCGAAGUCCCUGGUUGCAAAUAAAUUUUGCAGAAGGGUCCUAGUACAGGCAUCAUACUCCAUAGGAAUUGCUAACCCAAUUUCGUUGAAUGUCAAUUCGUAUGGAACGGCCAGCACAGGAUAUACUGAUUACGACUUGGAACAAAUUAUUUUGCGAAACUUUGAUUUGAGGCCUGGAUUCAUCAUAGAGGAGCUAAAAUUAAAGGAGCCCAUUUUUUCGAACACGUCUGCCUAUGGCCACUUUGGAAGAAGCGACAAUUCGUUCAGCUGGGAGAGGAUAAAGGACCUCACCCAUGAGAAGAACGUGCUCAAGAAUUGAGUUUCGGGCGGUGGUUCCAGCGGAGCCCUAUAAGGCGGCGAGGGGGGCCCUUCCAUGGAGAUUCCUUUGUUGGAGACUCCUUCGGGGAGACCUCAUUGAGAGUGACCCUACCCCUUCCGGGAGACCCCUUCUGUGGAAAAUCCUUCGGGGGAAACCCCUUCUACGGGGACCGCAUCGAGGGAUACCUCAUCGAGUGACCCCUUCUGUGGAGACCGCUUCUCCCCCCCACCCAACAGAAUAAAAAAAAAAAAAAAAAUCACCGAGUUGCCCACACAGAAGUAAACCCCACAUGCAAAACUACCCAUUUAGACACUCGCCGAGAAACAAGCGAAGACAAAAACAUGCUGAACAGCACCAGUUGCGCGCGUGUUUUCCGACUUUUGAUCUUUUGCAAUUAUCCCCGUUUGUAAUUAAUAAGAUUGGAAGUUGCAGCUCCUUUCCCGCCGCAGCUGAAAUGGCAUUUUGGCAGGUGCAAAGUUGGUACCCCCGCGCCUGCGCCGCGCGUUCCGCCGUGUAUAUUCGUACAAACCCAAUUCUGCACACGCACGCGUAAGCAAGCGUCGUUUCAUUUUGCACCCCCUUUUUUUUUUUAUUUCCUUCCCCCCCCCUUCACCUUUAAUUAACACAUGCGCGUGUGUACGUACGUAUGUGAAUGUAUAUGUACAUAUGUGUGUGCCCCAAAAAAAAAAAAAAAAUGUGUUUCCAUCCACAAGGAAAAGAAAAAAAAAAAGAAAAUGCCACUCCUAUGUUUUUGUUUUCGUUGUACUCCCGAAAAAUGUAAUAACAUUUGUGCUAGUAACAACUGUAGCACCAGCAUAUGUUGUUGUAUUUUUCGUAGCCUUCACAUUCGCCUUUUUCACCUUCGCCAUUUACCCCCCCUUUUUCUCCUACCAAUUAGGGUUUAUUUCGUUAGAGUUGCAUGUGUAUAUGCGUGCGUAUAUGCGUGUGUGUGUGCGUGUUUGUGUGUAGGUACGUGCAUGAGCCUACCGAGUCUGCACGUCGGGCUGGGUGCAUUCGCCCGGUGCGCGUAGGCACGUGCAUGAUCGCAUAAAUGGCACGUAAGUGAACGCAUAACUAGGCGCGCAAGUGAGCGCAAAAAUGAGCGCCAAAAAGAGCGCAUACAUAAGCACUUAAAUGAGCACUUAAAUAAGCACUUAAUUGAGCGGGUAAGAAGCUCGUGGAUACGCACCGGUAUAUGGGGAUCCCACGUGAGCUUCGGUUCAGUGUUAGCCAGUCUCCAUCAAAGAAAAAGGACCAAUUGUUAGGCCCCGUUUUGUACGUACACUUGGUUUUUUUCCUUUCUUUUCCUUUCCUUUUUUUUUUCGCUUCAUCCAAGGCGAGGCACUCUGUCGGCUCACGGCAGGGCGGCCCUUCUGUGGAUAACUAUUCACGUUGUCCCCCAAAAGAUGCCGAAAAACAAUUUACCGCUCACUCAAGAGACACGUUUUCCCGUCUGAUACGUCUCCGUUUGUCUGCUCAGUUAGAGUUCCCAUUUUUGUUUUCUUUCUUUCCUCCUCUGCUUUGCCAUAUUGUCUCCAAGGUUGCGACUGCAUCGCUUUGCCUGGCCCCCAAAGAUGCCAAAUAAAAACAAAGCCUCAGGAAUGGCGAGGCGGGGCCUUCUUCUCCACUUUGCACUGUUCUGUUUGUCGCUCGUUGCAAAAUGUAAAGUGCCCAAUGGAGGGUAUGAACAUCUGCAUAGCAGAUUUGUGCAAAGUAAAAUUAACGUCUUGACGUGGUUGACCAACGUGUACGUAGGAGGGACGCCUUGACGCGUUUACGCGUUGCCUCUUUGAGGGGGAGACGACAGAAGUAGACCCACUUGUAGCGAACAGGUGAAUCUUCACAAUGUUGUCUUCCCGUCCGUGUCCGCCUGCCUUCUCCCCCCACAGAAUAUACCCAUCCGAAACGCCCAAAUAUUUUAAAAAGCAUUUGGAUUACCGUAAAGAGAAAGGAAAAGGAAGAAACAGCCGCUUCGACAUGCGCCAAAAAAUGUCGAUGAUGCUUCUACCCCGCUUGAGACUUCCCCCCAUGCAUGCUCAUGCUUCCACUUUUUUUUUUUAUCACCCUAGGAGGGUAGGUGUACAAAAGAGGAGCAGCCGAAGAACGCGCAACAGUAGAGAAGUGUCUACCUUAGCAGAAGCUAAAAUAGCUUAGCAA
Molecule: messenger RNA, 4376 nt
Organism: Plasmodium vivax (malaria parasite P. vivax)
Lineage: Eukaryota; Apicomplexa; Aconoidasida; Haemosporida; Plasmodiidae
Product: S-adenosylmethionine synthetase, putative
Exons: 1
Coding region: 1011-2219 (402 amino acids)
Biological process (GO): S-adenosylmethionine biosynthetic process
Cellular component (GO): cytosol
Molecular function (GO): methionine adenosyltransferase activity; ATP binding
Source: RefSeq, a predicted model, not a curated record